CUCCCCCAAUGAGCAGUGACGGAAAAAAGGGGGAGGAAAAGUUUUACCUGCUCUGCUCCACUCUUCAUAACGUUGACUGCACUCUCCGUUUCCUCCCGUCCCCCCAUUCCGCCCCCAAUCCACCCCAUCCCGCCCAUGUUCAUCCCAGUUCCCCAUAAUUUACGGGGCGGAUAGAAUAAUCCUCCUUCCUCCGUCCUCAGAUCUCAUCUCUGCAUAUCUAGGAAGCAUUGAGGCGGGUGGUGGUUGUGGAGGAGUCGAGUCGGCUCAUCCGUUUGUUCUUGUUCUAGGUUAGGUUUGGUUUGUUGACAUGGAGAGCUACCUCAACGACAAUUUUGGGGGCGUCAAGUCGAAGAACUCGUCGGAGGACGCGCUCCGGCGAUGGCGGAAGCUCUGCAGCGUCGUCAAGAACCCCAAGCGCCGCUUCCGCUUCACCGCCAACCUCUCCAAGCGCUCCGAGGCCGAGGCCAUGAAGAAAACCAACCAGGAGAAAUUGCGGAUUGCUGUUUUGGUUUCAAAAGCUGCACUACAGUUUAUACAGGGAAUCACAUUGCAUAGUGAAUAUGUCGUACCUGAUGUGGUCAAGGCAGCAGGUUUUCAGAUUGGUGCUGAUGAGUUGGGAUCUAUUGUCGAAGGCCAUGAUGUGAAGAAGUUGAAAAUGCAUGGUGGCGUGGACGGCAUUGGAAAUAAGCUUUCCACAUCUACGACUAAUGGACUGACUACCACCGAGGAUAGGUUAAAGAGGAGGCAAGAGAUUUAUGGUAUAAAUAAGUUCACCGAAAGCAAGGUCCGGAGUUUUUGGGUAUUUGUAUGGGAAGCACUUCAAGACACUACAUUGAUAAUUCUCGCGGCUUGUGCCUUCAUAUCUCUAGUUGUUGGCAUUGCCAUGGAAGGAUGGCCAAAAGGUGCCCAUGAUGGCCUUGGAAUUGUCGCAAGCAUCCUGUUAGUUGUGUUUGUCACUGCAACGAGCGACUACAGGCAGUCUUUACAAUUCAAAGAUUUGGAUAAGGAGAAAAAGAAGAUUUCUAUACAGGUGACACGAGAUGGUUUCAGACAGAAGAUUUCUAUUUAUGAUCUUGUUCCUGGUGAUAUCGUGCAUUUAUCAAUUGGGGAUCAAGUCCCUGCUGAUGGGCUUUUUAUAUCUGGAUAUUCCUUAUUGAUCAAUGAAUCAAGUCUGACGGGUGAGAGUGAACCUGUUUGUGUAAAUGCAGAAUACCCUUUUCUUCUGUCUGGGACUAAAGUCCAGGAUGGAUAUUGUAAAAUGUUGGUAACGACCGUUGGCAUGAGAACACAAUGGGGUAAGCUGCUUGCUACACUCAGUGAAGGAGGAGAUGAUGAAACUCCAUUACAGGUCAAACUGAAUGGAGUUGCAACUAUCAUUGGAAAAAUUGGUUUGUUUUUUGCAGUAAUAACAUUUGCAGUGCUGGCUCAAAGCCUUGUUAGUCGGAAAUAUCAUGACGGCCUGCUAUUGAGCUGGUCAGGCGAUGAUGCACUGGAGAUGUUGGAAUUUUUUGCUAUUGCAGUCACAAUUGUUGUGGUUGCAGUUCCAGAAGGGCUUCCCUUAGCUGUGACGUUGAGCCUUGCUUUUGCAAUGAAGAAGAUGAUGAAUGAUAAGGCACUAGUCCGCCACCUUGCAGCUUGUGAAACUAUGGGCUCAGCGACAACAAUUUGUAGUGACAAAACUGGAACGCUGACAACCAAUCAUAUGACUGUUGUAAAAGCUUGUAUCUGCAGAAAUGUCAUGGAAGUAAAUAGUUGUGAGAAAGUUGAUGACUUAAGCUCCUAUGUCCCAGAUUCUGCACGUAAAACUCUUCUACAAUCCAUUUUUAAUAACACAGGUGGUGAGGUGGUGACCAACCAGGAUGGAAAGCUUGAAAUCUUGGGAACACCAACAGAGACUGCCUUGUUGGAACUGGGUUUAUCACUGGGUGGGGAUUUUCAGGCACAACGUCAGGAAACUAAGCUUGUUAAAGUUGAGCCCUUUAAUUCCAUAAAGAAGAGAAUGGGGGUGGUGCUCCAACUUUCUGAAGGAGGAUACCGUGCACACUGUAAAGGUGCUUCUGAGAUAAUUUUGGGCGCUUGCGACAAUUAUGUAGAUCCCUCAGGUAAUGUCGUGCCUCUUGAUGAAGCAGCUCUGAAUCUUCUUAAGAGCACAAUUGAUAGUUUUGCUGGUGAAGCUCUUCGGACUCUGUGCCUUGCAUAUAAGGAAAUUGGCGACAAUUUCUCUGCUGAGGAUAAAAUUUCAUUCGAAGGAUAUACAUGUAUUGGAAUUGUAGGAAUCAAGGAUCCUGUCCGUCCGGGUGUCAAGGAGUCUGUUGCAACUUGUAGGGCUGCAGGAAUUACUGUGAGAAUGGUUACAGGAGACAACAUAAAUACAGCAAAAGCAAUUGCUAGGGAAUGUGGUAUUCUCACUGAUGAGGGUGUAGCUAUAGAAGGUCCAGAGUUCCGUGAGAAGAAUCUGGAAGAAUUGAUGGAACUGAUUCCAAAAAUUCAGGUAAUGGCCAGAUCUUCACCAUUAGAUAAGCAUACCUUAGUAAAACACUUGCGGACCAUGUUCAAUGAAGUUGUUGCUGUGACUGGUGAUGGCACAAAUGAUGCUCCUGCACUUCACGAGGCAGAUAUUGGACUUGCAAUGGGCAUUGCAGGAACCGAGGUAGCUAAAGAAAGUGCUGAUGUCAUAAUUCUAGAUGACAAUUUCUCGACAAUUGUGACUGUGGCAAAAUGGGGACGUUCUAUAUACAUUAACAUUCAAAAGUUUGUACAGUUUCAGCUUACGGUUAAUGUGGUCGCUCUAGUUGUUAAUUUCUCCUCAGCCUGCUGGUCAGGAAAUGCUCCACUUACUGCUGUUCAGCUACUUUGGGUGAACAUGAUUAUGGACACCUUAGGAGCAUUAGCAUUAGCCACUGAACCACCACGUGAUGACUUGAUGCAAAGAGCACCAGUUGGAAGGACUGGGAAAUUUAUCAACAACACAAUGUGGAGAAAUAUCCUGGGACAAUCAAUAUACCAAUUCAUCACAAUAUGGUAUCUCCAGACACAGGGAAAACGGUUAUUUCAGCUUGAUGGCCCUGACACCGAUCUUACCCUUAACACUAUCACAUUCAAUUCGUUUGUUUUCUGUCAGGUGUUCAAUGAGAUAAGCUCUAGAGAGAUGGAGAAGAUAAAUGUAUUCCGGGGCAUCUUGCAGAACUACGUCUUUCUGGCCGUUCUCAUCAGCACCAUCGUCUUUCAAUUUAUAAUCAUCCAAUUUCUUGGGGACUUUGCAAACACGAUACCACUUACAAUGUCACAGUGGUUUGUAACUGUUUUCCUUGGGUUCUUAGGAAUGCCCAUUGCUGCAGUCGUCAAGUUAUUACCAGUAGGGUCUAUUUAAGGAUCAUGCAGCAGAGGUCAGGUAAACAUGCCUAAAUUGCUUUUUGCUGUUUUUCCAAGUUGCUUCUUUUUGAUCCCCACAUGGAAAGAUCUACAGCAUCAGUUUCUUGGUUUCUAUGACGGGAAUCUACAAGUGGAAGUAAAGCCCCCUUGACAACUUCCAUUCUUGGAUUUUUCUUUGUUGUGGCACAUUGUUAAAGAUUUUGUUCGAAACUCUUUAUCAGAAAGAGGAAGAUGACUCAUGUAAGGUUCUACACAUUGGUGGUAUUGGACAUGUUGUUUUAUGUUCUAUAUUAUCUGAUUGUAGUGGAUGAUUUGCAUGCGGUGCUUCCUCUUUUC
Messenger RNA from Musa acuminata subsp. malaccensis (wild Malaysian banana), 3708 nucleotides. Its product is annotated as calcium-transporting ATPase 10, plasma membrane-type. Gene Ontology annotation, biological process: calcium ion transmembrane transport. NCBI's taxonomy places the organism in Eukaryota, Viridiplantae, Streptophyta, Magnoliopsida, Zingiberales, Musaceae. The record is from RefSeq and is a predicted model, not a curated record. Gene Ontology annotation, cellular component: intracellular membrane-bounded organelle; plasma membrane. Gene Ontology annotation, molecular function: ATP binding; calmodulin binding; P-type calcium transporter activity.